Heterobasidion irregulare TC 32-1 is the source of this 1454-nucleotide messenger RNA. RefSeq lists its product as uncharacterized. The record is from RefSeq and is a predicted model, not a curated record. NCBI's taxonomy places the organism in Eukaryota, Fungi, Basidiomycota, Agaricomycetes, Russulales, Bondarzewiaceae. Gene Ontology annotation, molecular function: glutamate-5-semialdehyde dehydrogenase (NADP+) activity; NADP binding. The coding region runs from base 1 to 1380 and encodes 459 amino acids. The transcript has 4 exons.
AUGCCUUCAGAUACAUCCGCAGCGGAAGCCAUCGCAAAAGCUGCCAAAACCGCAUUCGAGGCCUCCCAGCUGAUACCCACAUCCGAACGCGUCCGCGCCCUCCAUGAGAUUAGAAACGAGCUCGAGGCAAGCAAGGCCUCUAUCCUGGCCGCGAACAAGGAAGACAUGGACGCGGCCCAAGUUGAGGUCGAUGCGGGCCGCAUGUCCACGUCCCUCUUAAACCGCCUGGAUCUGCGCAAAGGCGAUAAAUGGGACUCGAUGCUGCAGGGCGUCACCGACGUCGCAAACCUCACAGACCCGACCGGUAAAGUCUCGUACGCGUCAGAGCUGGACGACAACCUGGAAAUCUACCGCGUCUCGUGUCCGAUUGGCGUGCUGCUAGUCAUAUUCGAGGCCAGGCCGGAGGUGGUCGUGAAUAUCGCCGCUCUGGCGAUUAAAUCUGGUAAUGCUGCCAUUCUCAAGGGCGGAAAGGAGUCCAACCGCAGCACGCAGCUCAUCUCCAAGGCCAUCCAGACUGCUCUGUCAAGGACAAACCUCCCCAACACCUACAUUCAGACCAUCCAAUCCCGCGCAGAGGUGAACUCGCUCCUCUACUUGGAUCAGUAUAUUGACCUCGUGAUCCCUCGCGGGAGCAACGAGCUCGUCCGCAAUAUUCAAAAUAAUACUCGGAUUCCAGUGAUGGGCCAUGCCGAUGGAUUGUGCGCGAUAUACCUCGACGAGUCUGCUGACUCGGAAAAAGCUGUCCGCAUCGUUGUUGACUCGAAGAUCGACUACCCAGCAGCUUGCAAUGCAGUCGAGACACUCAUCGUUCACGAAUCACUGCUGUCUACAGUUUGGUUAGACGUCGCAAAAGCACUUCUGAACGCCUCUGUCACCCUCCUCUGCGAUCCUCCUACCCUCGCAGCCCUCGACAAACUCUCCCCAGCGCCCUCCAACCGACUGACCCACGUCCGCCCCGCCCCGCCAGACGCGUACACAACCGAGCACCUCAGCCUCACGCUCUCGGUUCUCACUCUGCCUUCCCUCCCUGCUGCCAUGCAGCACAUCAACGCGCAUUCCUCGCACCACACCGACUGCAUCGUCGCUGAGGACGUCGCCGCCGCCAGCACGUUCACACGCGGCGUCGACUCGGCGGGCGUGUUCGUCAACGCGAGCACGCGCUUCGCGGACGGGUUCAGGUAUGGGUUCGGCACCGAGGUGGGGAUCAGCACCGGGCGCAUACACGCGCGCGGACCUGUCGGACUGGAGGGCCUGGUCACGUACAAGUAUGUGUUGAGGAGCAAAGGCGAGAACGGGCACGUCGUUGGGGAAUUUGGGAGCGGAGAGGGGAAGAAGAGGUAUAAGCACGCGCCCAUCCACGCCAAUUCGGUUCCAUUCUGACCGGACAUGCAUUGUAUAUCGCUCAUGUGUGUGUGCAAUGUAGCAUAAGUAAAUAUAUAGGAGUAGAGAUCGUC